AUGGCCUCUGUCCUCACCUCGGAACCCUCCCUCGUCUACUCCCGCCGGGUAGUUGAGGCCCGGGUACACAAAUACCACUGGCCCGCCGUCCAGCUCAACAUCUGGAUGCUCAUCAUGCUCAUAAGCGCCUGCACCAUCAUUGGCGUAUUUGCCACCUUUAUCGACAUCCAGCACACCCUUCUACUACCGGUACCGUGGUACUUUCCCUACUACAUAACCGUCGCCUCCCUCGCAGUCUUCUUCAUCCUCCUCCUCCUCUACCUCAUCUACCAGCGCCGCUUGCUCCCCUCCAUCGUCAUGAUAGGAGGUUUUAUUCUCUUUGUGCUGUGGUUGACGGGGUUGAUAGUGAUAUCAGUGCAGCUGUGGGGGCCGGACGGGAGCGUGAGUUCGGAGUGCAAUAUCCAGGUUUUUGGGGCGAGUCCGAUGCCCAAGGGGCAGACGCUGGAGACGUUGGCGUGGUUGGAGCAGAGGAGUAUUUGCCAGAGCUGGCAGGCGGUUUUUGCGUUUGGGCUGGUGGGGGCGGUGUUUUUGUUGUGGAUUAUGGUUAUUGCUUAUCAGGUUUUUGCGGAUGAUGCUGUUUGAUGGUGGUGGGGAAAGGGGGGCGUUGGGGAGUUCAGCUGUAUGGGAUGUGGAAUGAGUGAUGAUAUCUACCUGUGUUUGGGUUUUGAAUGGAGGGAUGUGCCAAAGGAUGGGGAUGGUGGUAUGUAUUGGGCAUGAUCACAUAUUGGAUAUCGUGGGGCGGGAUUUUGGGUUUUUUUUUUUUGGUUUUUUUGCUGUCUAUAAAAUAAUUAUGAUGUAUUAUUAUCACGUUUCGGCCUUGCUGAACGCUGAAACAAAUUCCCAAAAC
Podospora pseudocomata is the source of this 847-nucleotide messenger RNA. RefSeq lists its product as uncharacterized. The coding region runs from base 1 to 582 and encodes 193 amino acids. The record is from RefSeq and is a predicted model, not a curated record. The transcript is spliced from 2 exons. NCBI's taxonomy places the organism in Eukaryota, Fungi, Ascomycota, Sordariomycetes, Sordariales, Podosporaceae.